Lampris incognitus (smalleye Pacific opah) is the source of this 1960-nucleotide messenger RNA. It is a transcript of the gene samm50l, whose product is annotated as sorting and assembly machinery component 50 homolog, like. Gene Ontology annotation, biological process: mitochondrial respiratory chain complex assembly; protein insertion into mitochondrial outer membrane. Gene Ontology annotation, cellular component: SAM complex; outer membrane. The coding region runs from base 1 to 1368 and encodes 455 amino acids. NCBI's taxonomy places the organism in Eukaryota, Metazoa, Chordata, Actinopteri, Lampriformes, Lampridae. The transcript has 14 exons. The record is from RefSeq and is a predicted model, not a curated record.
AUGCAUGGCCGUGACCUGGGCAUGAACCCUGACGACUUGAUUGAGGUGCCAGAGCAAGAGGCCAAACAGGAGGUCCUGGAAAACAAAGACGUGGUUGUCCAACAUGUCAACAUUGAGGGUCUGGAAAGAACUAAAGAGGAUUUACUGGGAUAUGAAAUCUCAGAGGUCUUCAGUGCCAAAAACCUCAUAGAUGUCAUGAAAAAAGCUCACGUGGCCAGACAGAGACUGCUCCGUCUGGGUAUCUUCAAAGAGGUCGAGGUGCUCAUCGACACAUCUGAGGGUAGAGAUGCUUUGCCCAAUGGUCUAGAUGUGACUUUCGAGGUGACAGAGAUCAAGAGGUUGACGGGAAGCUACAACACCAUGGUUGGCAACAACGAAGGGAGCAUGGUGCUUGGUCUGAAGCUGCCCAAUGUGUUCGGUCGCGCUGAGAAGCUGACUUUCCAGUUCUCCUACGGGACCAAGGAGACCUCGUAUGGGCUAUCCUUCUUUAAGCCUCAACCUGGACACUUUGAACGCAACCUCACACUCAACCUGUACAAAGUCAUGGGUCAGUUCCCCUGGAGCUCGCUGAAAGAGACCGACAGAGGGCUGUCAGCAGAGCUCAAUUUUCCCCUCGGGAUGACCAGCCACACGCUGAAGUGGGAGGGGGUGUGGCGGGAGCUGGGUUGUCUGGCGCGCAGCGCCUCCUUCGCGGUGCGAGAGGAGAGCGGGCACUCCCUCAAGUCUGCCCUGAUGCACACCAUGUCGGUCGACACGAGGAAUUCUUCCAUCUUCCCCCACAAAGGUGCCUUAAUGAGGAUCAACCAGGAACUAGCCGGUUACACAGGAGGAGACGCCAGCUUCUUGAAAGAGGACUUUGAGCUUCAGUUCAACAGACGACUCUUCUGGGACUCGGUGUUGUCUGCCUCCCUGUGGGGCGGGAUGCUGUAUCCGCUUGGAGGGAAGCCUUCUUGCAUCGCUGACCGGUUCUACCUUGGCGGUCCCACGAGCGUGCGAGGCUUUGGGAUGUACAGCGUUGGGCCGCAGAGUGAAGGUGACUAUCUCGGUGGAGAGGCGUACUGGGCAGGCGGACUUCACCUGUACACCCCGCUUCCCUUUAGACCGGGCAAGGGCGGCUUCGGGGACCUCUUCAGAACACACUUUUUCCUCAACGCUGGAAACCUCUGCAAUCUCAACUACGGCGAGGGUCCCCGGGCACACCUUCAGAAGCUGGCGGAGUGCAUCCGCUGGUCGUACGGCGCGGGCAUCGUGCUGCGUUUAGGAAACAUCGCCAGGCUGGAGCUGAACUACUGCGUGCCCAUGGGAGUCCAGAGCGGAGACAGGAUAUGCGACGGUGUCCAGUUCGGAGCAGGAAUCCGCUUCCUGUGAUGUCAUCGGCUCGCCGUACUCUUGCACAGGCCAUAAUGUUUAAAAAAAAAAAAAAAAGGGGAGAGCGUAACGCCACUUCUGUCAGUGUGUCGUAAAGUGCAACACUAAGCAUGGAUCCCGCCAGAAUGCAUUGUCCCGGAGAAGACCCCCCCCCCCCCACCCGCCCACCUCCACCCUCAGCUGUGUGUACCGGUGAAUAACCACCACCUCUGUUUCCUGUGGUAGCACGAACUAUUUAUGUUUCUAGGGACUUCGAUAGAUUUGGGCACAUCAGCCACGCCACGCCGCUCCCUACCCCCCCCCCCCCCCCCGUUUUGACACGACUCGUCCGUAACGUUGCGUGAGAUCUGAGCCACAGCGGGCGCUCCUGCGGCCCCCGUGAGUCGAGUCCACACCAGGUGACCCAACAACCGCCACACACCGGCGCCGAGUCGAAGCGUUGCCGGCGAGGGGCCGGGCCGUCUCCCGGCCCGGCGGCAGAGGUGGACAUUUCUUGAAGGAAGCCUACCGCCACUAGUGCCCUUACCUGUCUGCCCUCUUUUUGAUGUUGUUGAAGCUGUUCUGAUCCGUACACAAAUUAAAACACAGCUGU